This is a messenger RNA of Chlorocebus sabaeus (green monkey), 2874 nucleotides long. RefSeq names its product NFKB inhibitor interacting Ras like 1 (gene NKIRAS1). Gene Ontology annotation, biological process: negative regulation of canonical NF-kappaB signal transduction; Ral protein signal transduction. Lineage: Eukaryota; Metazoa; Chordata; Mammalia; Primates; Cercopithecidae. The record is from RefSeq and is a predicted model, not a curated record. Gene Ontology annotation, molecular function: GTP binding; GTPase activity; GTPase activating protein binding.
GCCAGGGGUGAGAGAGUUAGCGGCGAGGCGUCGGUAAGCGAGCGUCGUUGACUGUCCCGCCACGAGAAGAGGCAAAUUGGGGUCCAGGUUCCAAAGCCGGUGACCGCGUACCCCGGUGAGCCGCUGUCUUUGAGUGAUAUCCUGAGAGAAGAUGGGAAAGGGCUGCAAGGUUGUGGUUUGUGGAUUGCUAUCUGUGGGGAAAACUGCAAUUUUGGAGCAGCUCCUUUACGGAAAUCAUACUAUUGGAAUGGAAGAUUGCGAAACAAUGGAAGAUGUGUACAUGGCUUCAGUGGAAACAGACCGAGGAGUAAAAGAACAGUUACAUCUUUAUGACACCAGAGGUCUACAGGAAGGCGUGGAGCUGCCAAAGCAUUAUUUUUCAUUUGCUGAUGGCUUUGUUCUUGUGUACAGUGUGAAUAACCUUGAAUCCUUUCAAAGAGUGGAGCUUCUGAAGAAAGAAAUUGAUAAGUUCAAAGACAAAAAAGAGGUAGCAAUUGUUGUAUUAGGAAACAAAAUCGACCUUUCUGAGCAGAGACAAGUGGACGCUGAAGUGGCACAGCAGUGGGCAAAAAGUGAGAAAGUGAGACUGUGGGAGGUGACUGUUACAGAUCGGAAAACUCUGAUUGAACCAUUCACUUUAUUAGCCAGUAAACUUUCUCAACCCCAGAGCAAAUCAAGCUUUCCUUUGCCUGGGAGGAAAAACAAAGGGAACUCUAGUUCUGAGAACUAAAAAUCUGUAAUUUCACAAUUGUAUGUUGAAUAGUGACUGCCUUUAAGUGUCUGUGAACAUGGAGUAAUAUCACUAUUUAAAAUAGGCCAUUUGUAUCUACCUUUGGUCCUUAGGAAAAUUCCCAAGGAAGUCAUUUAAUGCACUUUAGAUGUUAAAAGUAUUUGGGCUAAGGUUAUUAUUGCCUGUUAUGAAAUAAUAUAUUCUUAUUCUCAUUGUUUGAAACCUGUCUUUGAAAUUAGCACCUUUGUUAUUUAUGUUGUACUUGUGAAAACAGUAAAAUAAAGUUUGGACAGUUAUGCAAAUGCACCUAUGUGUAACUUCCCCCCAUCCCCAAGCUGUUUCAGAAGAUACCAUAAAUCAUUGUUACAUUAUGCAAACUUCUAAGCUCAAACAUGACUUCGUUUUUAAAAAGGUUAUUAAUCUAAUGUCUAGGAUUAUAAAACAACACUUUUUAUGUCUAAAUUGGACCCAAAACAUUCAAUAGUUUGGGGGGUAGUAAGCUAAAUUUCAUCUUGUGGAGAUUUUGCUAAACAGACUAAGACCCAUGAUUUAGGGUCAAAUUAGAAUGUUUAGCAUGAUUUGAGGUACCAGGUAGUGUAAGUAGGUUCAUCACACUCUAAGGCCGUUUUUUCUUCAGCCAGAUCCCUGUUGAUAGACCAGAUACUUGAGGGCAAACUGUUUGCUCCUCUUGAAAAUGAUUAGGCACUUAAGGACAGUAAAGCUGUAUUUUCUGGAAGGAAGACUGUAUCUUCUGGAACAGUUUUCUAGAAAACUAGUUAUAUACAAUAAAAGUAUGAAAAAUACUGGGCUCUAGAUGGUCUAAGUUAGAUGUCUGAAUUUGUGUUGUUUCUCUAAAGAUUUUGGCAAGACUUGAGCGAUGUGGCUGACUGUAACUUUAUUAAUUUAAAAGGAAGUAAGCUAGUGAUUUCAUCUGUGAAAUAACUAUUUUAAUUGAAAUGUAAAAUAAGCUAUUCAGCAAAGAACAUAUUAAAACAUCAAGUAAUUUGUAACAUCUUAAAUGGAAUACUUUUUUUCAUGAGCUCAAGUGAAGAACUACUACAUAUAAAAGACAAUACUUAUAAAUCAGCUAUUGCUGCUAUAGUAGAAUUCUUCAAAAUUUCUCAUCAUAAAUUCAUUUUUUGGUCAAAAAAUUACCACUCAGACACUAACUCACCCCUUACCUUUCCCUCCAGUUAUUGAAUAUUAAUCUAGCUUUUCCCCCCAUGCAUGUUACGUAGAUGGACAAAUGCUUUCAUAAUGAUUUUUAAAUAAGUACCUUCCAGUUUGUUUUGUUUCCUGCUAAUGCAACUUAGUCUAUAUUAGUACAGACAGAGUUACCAAUUCUUUUUAAAUUCUGUAAUGAAUGUAAGUUUCUCUGAAAGAGACACACCGCAACAGCACUGCUGGGUCAUGCCCUGUGUAUACUUAGGUACUGCCAAAAUGCCCCCUACGGCAGUGUACCAGUUUAUCCCUGACAGAACCCAUCUCUCUUGUACUUGCUACUACAGCAUCUGCAAGUCAGAAAACGCUUUAAAAAAUGCAGUAGGGUUCGUCUUUGAAGCCUAAAUGGGGUAGAUUAUUUAACCUUAUCUAGGAUACCUCAACAUCUACAGCUGUGUAAAGUACAGAUCCUAAUAUGGGUAAAUAAUACCUACUAAAUAUGCAUUAUUUUUAGCUUGUUUUAGAAGCAGAUACCUAUCGAUUUCAGAAGAAUCUGCAAACAGCAACCAAAAGGCAAAAAUAAAAGUAAAUGAACACAGCAGCAUUAGGCGAUUUUUAAUAUUGUUUAUUAGCACAGUAACAAAUGCAGACUUAAGUAGUCCACAACAUAUAACCAAUCCACUGAGCAACUCCUAUUCCACGCCUUACAGUUAACAGCUUAAGGUAUUUCACUACAGGUUUUCACAAGUCCUGAUUUAAACCUUUUUUAAACAAAGUAGAUUGGCAUAUAAAAUAAAACACAUUACUCAUCUCCUAUAUGGUGUUUUACAGCCACGUGUCCAUUUUAUAUAUAUGAGAUGACAGUCUCUCAAAACUCUGUUAAAUAUCAGUGUUCCCUUCCAAGAAGGGAAAACAAAUUCCAAUUUUGUUUUAAACAAAAAGUAUGUAGUCUUAGAGGGACUUUACAUAAAUGGCCAUAUGUG